CGCCCCUCCUCCCUCCGCCCCUCGGCGCCGGCAGCGCGGAGGGCUGGGCCGCGCCGCUCGCUGCAGCGCUCGGCACCGCUCCGCCGUCGAGCAGGGAGAGGAGAGAGAGAGGAGAGGGACGGGACCGCCUCGCCCAGCCCCGCCGCUCGCCGCCCGGCCCGCGCCUUGCCGCCCGCCCCGCUCGCCCCCACCGCCGCCCGCGCGAAGAUGGCCGGCUGGCAGAGCUACGUGGACAAUCUGAUGUGCGAUGGCUGCUGCCAGGAGGCCGCCAUUGUGGGCUACUGCGACGCCAAGUACGUCUGGGCAGCCACGGCCGGCGGCAUCUUCCAGAGCAUCACGCCAGUAGAAAUAGAUAUGAUUGUAGGAAAAGACCGAGAGGGUUUUUUCACCAAUGGCCUGACCCUUGGUGCAAAGAAGUGCUCUGUGAUCAGAGAUAGCCUGUACGUGGAUGGUGACUGCACAAUGGACAUCAGGACAAAGAGUCAAGGUGGUGAGCCGACGUACAAUGUUGCUGUAGGCAGAGCUGGCCGAGCAUUGGUUAUAGUCAUGGGAAAAGGAGGUGUCCAUGGAGGGACACUCAACAAGAAAGCAUAUGAACUGGCUUUAUACCUGAGGAGGUCUGACAUCUGAGCAGCCUCUCCCCAUCCACCUAGCAACUGUCUUCACCACCACCCAGUUGUGUUCAGUGCUACCAGACUGUAGAUGGUAGUUUGUGUUUUUUAUUUACCCAUCUCCUGAUGUCAUAAUUCCAGUUCCCCUGUGUUCAUCUCUAUGUUAACCACUCUAUGUAACCAAGUCCCAUAUCUGGCACCACACUGCACCACACAGAUGAUAUGCAUGAUACCUUGAGAAACUCCUGGGAGGGAGGGGAACAUGCCAAGUGUAGGCUUUGCUUGGUCUUAGGGCUUAGUGUGACACUGACAACUAAAGCAACUCAAACACUAAACACAAGGUGCCGGCGUACAAUCGCGGCUGGCCAGCGCCUCUCCAGCACUUUGAGCAGCGACACGGCUCACCAGUCUUCCUUCAUGAGCACGGUUGGGAGGAUAAAGUGCAUGCAUAUCUUGACUUCUGUCCCUCUCUUCUUUCAUUUUGUAAAAAAAAAAAAAACCAAACAAACCCCAAAUCCACCUGUUUGCUUGCACCCAUUUUUAUAGUGCCUGGUUUGUUUAACCAAUUUGCCACUCCAAAAGAGCUGUUAACGUGACAUGGGUUUUGUCCUUGCACUUCACUGUGGGCUGAAGUCUUGGGGUUUUUCUUUCUUUCUUUCUGUUGCUUUCCUCAUGGUGUCUGAAGCUUGUACUGCUUGACAAGUGCAAUCACAAAACUAUGGAAGGGUACAGAUGCACGUCCUCCCAUGACCUCAAAGCCACCACCACCACCCUGACCAGCUCCCCACAGACAUUCCAUCCUUGCAAUAGCUCAGGCACUUUU
Molecule: messenger RNA, 1434 nt
Organism: Dryobates pubescens (Downy woodpecker)
Lineage: Eukaryota; Metazoa; Chordata; Aves; Piciformes; Picidae
Gene: PFN2
Product: profilin 2
Exons: 3
Coding region: 208-630 (140 amino acids)
Biological process (GO): positive regulation of actin filament bundle assembly; actin cytoskeleton organization; regulation of actin filament polymerization
Cellular component (GO): cytoplasm
Molecular function (GO): actin binding
Source: RefSeq, a predicted model, not a curated record